Messenger RNA from Lodderomyces elongisporus, 1833 nucleotides. It is a transcript of the gene SEO1, whose product is annotated as putative permease. Gene Ontology annotation, biological process: transmembrane transport. The record is from RefSeq and is a predicted model, not a curated record. The coding region runs from base 1 to 1833 and encodes 610 amino acids. The transcript has a single exon. Gene Ontology annotation, cellular component: membrane. Gene Ontology annotation, molecular function: transmembrane transporter activity. NCBI's taxonomy places the organism in Eukaryota, Fungi, Ascomycota, Pichiomycetes, Serinales, Debaryomycetaceae.
AUGGCUACUGCCGCAAUUACUCCAUUCCAAAGACUUAAAUGGGGGUUUCUUCCAGUACGAAGAGUCGUUGAUGAAGAUGAACACGGGAACUUUAUCACUACCCCAGAUAUUGACACCAGCAUUGACACCAGCAAUGACACCAGCAAUGACAUUACUAGCCAGAUUGAUGAAAAAUCAGAACAUUCCAAGAUAGUUCACGAGAAGGAAUUUGAUAGCGAUUCCGAAACAGCAAAUUCAACACAUUUGGAAUAUAGAGACGAGGCCAAUCGUCCAUGGUGGAAAUUCUUUGACGAGUACGAGUAUCGUGUAAGCACAGAGACAAAGUCAGGUAGAAAAUGGUACAAAUGGUUCCACGAGGAUGAUACACUGCAAGAACGUAAAGUUAUCUUGAAAAUUGACUUGUUGUUGACUUUCUACUCGCUCAUGGCAUACUGGGUAAAAUACCUCGACCAGACAAACUUGACCAAUGCAUAUAUCGGAGGACUAAAAGAAGCUAUUGGAAUGGAGGGAAACGAUUUUGUGAAUACCCAAGUGAUGUUCUCCAUCGGUAACAUUGUUUUCCAACUCCCAUUUAUGUACAUCCUUUACGCAUGGCCGUUGAACUAUGUCUUGCCAACUUUGGACCUAUGCUGGUCCAUUUUGACCAUUUGCUUGUGCUUGGUCAAGACUGUUCCCGCAUUGAAAGCAAUUCGAUUCUUUAUCGGUGCCUUUGAAGCACCAUCAUAUAUCGCGUACCACGCGUUGUUUGCCUCGUGGUUUAGAGGAAGCACAGGUGAAAUCUCAAGACGCGCUGGAUUUUACUACUUGGGCCAAUAUCUUGGAAUCUUGACCUCAGGUCUCUUGUCUGGAUCAAUUGAAAGGUCGCUUGGUGGCAAAAAUGGCCAUGAGCCAUGGCAAUGGAUCUUUAUCAUUGACGGAAUUAUUAGUAUAGCCGUUGGUAUUAUUGGCUUCUACAUGAUUCCAGGCACACCACAAGAUUGCUAUAGUAUUUUCUUAUCUGAUGAUGAUAUUAGAAUUGCUAGAAAGAGAAUGCAAAAAGAUCAAAAAGAUUUCAAGCCAAGAGAAAAUGCCGCAAAAUACUUUUUGGAUAUCAGUGUGUGGAAAAAAAUCUUCACCAGCUGGCACUUUUAUGUCUUGGGGCUCUGGAACAUCUUUUGCUGGAACAACUCCAACGGUUCCUCUGGUGCUUAUGCAUUAUGGUUGAAAACAUUGACAAAAUCAGAUGGUGUUACACCAAGGUUUGGUGCUGGCCAAUUACAAGAUUAUACGGCACUAACACCAGCUUUGGGGUUGAUUUGGCUUAUUUUGACAUGUUCGUUUGCCGAUUUAUUUAAUAGUCGAUGGGGUGCAAUUGUCUUUUCUCAAGUAUUUAAUGUGCUUGGAAACAUACUUUUGGCAGUGUGGAAUAUUCCUGAAGGUGCAAAGUGGUUUGCGUGGUGCUUACAAUACUUUGGCUGGGCAAUGGCACCUGUUCUUUACUCAUGGCAAGGUGAUAUCUGUAGGAAAGAUAUUAGAGAACGACAGGUUGUUUUGGUUUCGAUGAACAUUUUAGCACAACAAAGUACCGCAUGGAUUUCGGUGUUGGUAUGGAAAACAGUUGAAAGCCCUAGGUUCCUUAAAGGUUACUCUUUCACUGCAUCCAGUGGUGUUGCAUUAUCAAUUUGGACUUUGGUUGUGCUUUGGUUUUACAAGCGUGAAGAACGUCGGGGCGCAAAGGAGAAUGGAAUAAUACUUUAUAAUUCCAAACAUGGAGAUCACGAACCCGCUGAAGCUGCUGAAAUUAGUGAAACAUACCCGGACGAGAAAAAAGAAAGGGCAAUAACAGAAAUUUAG